AUGGCUCAGAUCAUGGCUAAGUUGAAUGACAAGGGAAAGGAAGUAGUAGGAGGUAGUUCUGAGAGGGAGACCCGGGUAGAGAUUACCACAGACACCACUGAGAGGAUGGGGAAUAGAGGGGGAACCAGGUUACCAAAGAUGGACUUCCCUACAUUUGAUGGAGGUAACCCCAGAGAGUGGGUUAGAAGGGCAAACAAAUAUUUCCAGAUUCAUGGAGUGGAAGAAGGGUUGAAAUCAGAUAUUGCUCAACUCCAUCUCCAGGAGAAGGCAGAUAUCUGGUUCCAUGGCAUGUACCAAGAGAAGGGGAUGGUUUCCUGGAAGGAGCUAGCAAUGGCAGUAUGUGAGAGGUUUGGAGAAGGAGAUCCGGAAGAGGCCAUAGAGGAGUUCAACAAAUUGAUGCAGACUGGGAGUGUAACUGAGUACUUGGAAAGGUUUGAACAACUAAAAUCCAUGGUAAUGGUAUCUCUUCCUGGUCAACCUGAUUCUUACUAUAAAUCAUGCUUUCUUAGUGGCUUAAAAGAAGAAAGAGUGAGUAUGGUUAGGAUGACCAGACCCCUUACCUUAGCAGACACCAUUGAAGCUGCUAAACUACAGGAGAGGAACUUGGAAGCCAUUAGGAAGACCCAAGGAAAAAUGAUGCAAAGAUACUCUUCCCCACCCAACAUCCCACCAGUCAACAAACAGAAUUUCCCUCCACAUACUAAAGUAAAGUGGCCUAACUUCCAACCUAAAAGGCCAGAGGCCCUUCCUAAUAGAAAUGCUAGACCUGGAACCCAGUCAGUAGACCAGUUCAAGAGAAUUACUCCCUCUGAACUGAGCUACAGGAGGGAAAAGGGGUUGUGCUUCAAGUGUGCUGAACCGUAUACCUUGGGACAUAUUUGCAAACAAGCUCACCUGAAUUACAUAUUGGUAGAUGAAUCUCUUGGGGUAGGGGAGACAUCAGAGGAACCAAGGGAAGACACAGAAGAAUUCUGUGACUGUCCAGAAGGGGAAUUGAGUAAUGAAAAUAUAGAAGUAUCCAUUCAUGCAUUGGCAGGGGGAACUGAGCAUAAGACCCUUAAGCUAAAGGGUAAGAUAAUAGGAAAGGAAAUCAUAGUCCUGGUGGAUAGUGGUAGUACUCACUGUUUUAUUAAUGAAAGGUUAGCAGAGACCAUACAACUACAAACUGGUGGGAGGCCCUUGACAGUCAAGGUUGCCAAUGGAGAACAAUUGGAAUCCAGGCAGCUGCAAGGGGCCUUACAGUGGGAAAUGCAGGGGCACAAAUUCACACAUCAGUUCAACACUUUGAAAUUGGGGAGCUGUCACAUGGUUUUGGGGGUGGAUUGGCUGGCUAGGUAUAGCCCCAUUGAGUUUGAUUUCAGGCAACUCUCCAUAAGAUUCAUACAAGGAAGGCAGCCUGUGGAGCUGAAAGGGGAAGUCAGUGAACUGAAACUCAGGGCCAUCAAAGGGAGUAAACUGGCCAAAUGGAGGAGAAAGCAAGCAUAUGGGAUAACUGCCCAGCUGUGUGUGGUAGAGGAAGGAAAAGAGAACUCUGAAGUAAUACCAGCUGAGAUGAAAGAUCUGUUGCACAGGUUUGAAGGAGUAUUUGCUGAGCCACAAGGCAUGCCCCCAAGGAGGAGCCAUGACCACAGCAUUCCAUUGAAGGGAGGAGCUACUCCAUUCCAAAUCAGGCCAUACAGGUGCCCCUAUGUGUAG
Coffea eugenioides is the source of this 1695-nucleotide messenger RNA. RefSeq lists its product as uncharacterized. The coding region runs from base 1 to 1695 and encodes 564 amino acids. The transcript has a single exon. NCBI's taxonomy places the organism in Eukaryota, Viridiplantae, Streptophyta, Magnoliopsida, Gentianales, Rubiaceae. The record is from RefSeq and is a predicted model, not a curated record.